AUGGAGCAUGACUCACAUACCACGUGGGAAUUCAAUGGCUCCUUCUAUCAGCCUUCAGCUUUCCUCAUGAUGGGCAUCCCAGGCCUGGAAGCCCUUCACCACUGGAUCUCCAUCCCUUUCUGUGCACUCUACUUUAUUGCUCUCUUGGGAAACUGCCUGAUCCUAUUCAUCGUAAAGAAGACCCAAAGUCUUCAUGAACCAAUGUACUACUUCCUCUCCAUGCUGGCAGUCACUGACCUGGGCUUGGUUUUAUGUACAUUGCCUACUACUCUGGGCAUUUUUUGGUUUAAUAUCCGAAGGAUUGGGUUUGAUGCUUGCCUCACUCAGAUGUACUUCAUCCAUAUACUGUCCUUCAUCGAAUCCUCCGUGCUGCUGGCAAUGGCGUUUGACCGCUUCAUUGCCGUCUCUCAUCCACUGAGAUAUCCAUCCAUACUGACCAAGACAACUGUCAUAAAAAUAGGUCUAGCAAUUAUAUUGAGAGGCACGGUCUCCCUCCUUCCCAUACCCUUCUUGCUCAAAAGAUUAAGCUAUUGUGGUAAGACUGAGCUUUCUCAUUCAUUUUGCUUCCAUCCUGAUAUCAUGAACCUAGCAUGUGCAGAUAUAAAGGUCAAUGUCUUCUAUGGUAUGAUUAUUCUCUUAUCAACUGUGGGGAUGGACUUAAUCUUCAUUGUGCUGUCCUACAUCCUGAUCAUUAAAACUGUUAUCAGCCUUGCAACUAAGGAGGAGUGUCUCAAGGCUUUGAAUACAUGUGUCUCCCACAUCUGUGCUGUCCUAAUAUUCUUCAUCCCAAUGAUUGGACUGUCCAUGAUUCAUCGCUUUGGAAAGAAUGUUCCUCCUCUAGUUAAAACUUUGGUGGCCUACACUUACCUUAUAAUUCCCCCUGCUCUCAACCCCAUUAUCUACAGCAUAAAAUCUAGCCACAUCCGUGAGGCUUUGUUCAGGGCACUGUGGAGGAAGAGUGAAUCCGACUGGUAG
This is a messenger RNA of Cygnus atratus (black swan), 975 nucleotides long. Its product is annotated as olfactory receptor 51G2-like. The record is from RefSeq and is a predicted model, not a curated record. Bases 1 to 975 code for a protein of 324 amino acids. Gene Ontology annotation, biological process: G protein-coupled receptor signaling pathway. Gene Ontology annotation, cellular component: membrane. The transcript has a single exon. NCBI's taxonomy places the organism in Eukaryota, Metazoa, Chordata, Aves, Anseriformes, Anatidae. Gene Ontology annotation, molecular function: G protein-coupled receptor activity; olfactory receptor activity.